UCAUCCUUUUCGGACAAGGACACUCUUCGUUUCUCACUCUCCGUUUCACUCUCUUCAUUCCUGUUUUAUAUAUCUUCUCUGUACAACAGGACUGUUUCUAUUUUGUUUCUCUUCCUUGUACAACGAGAGUGUGUCAUGGCUACUCUGUCUGAAAUCGUCGAGGAAGAACUUGGACCAUCACUAAGAAGCAAACUUUCAAGAACAAGUGAAACCAGUCUCGCUUCUGUAGCAUCGUUAUCCAAGCCACUCAUUCAGGAGAUUGUUCUAUCAGCAGAUAUCAGAUGUAGUGACUGCCAAGAGAAAGUCGCGGACAUAAUGUCGAGGAUGAUCGAAACGUACUCAAUAUUGGUGAGUGUGCUGGAGAAGAAAGUGACACUGACAUGUACUUAUUGCGGUGACCGGAGAGUCUCCAAAUCAUAUGGUGAAGCUCUUCUCUGCAAAAUCUCAACCAUCAAGCGUUUGAUAUGUCCUUCCAGAAAAUGAGGAAACAACAACUCAGUGGUGCUAAAUUUUGCUUUUGUUAUGAUCCUCUUUGCAAUAAAAUGAAUCUUGUAAGUCGAAUAUCAUUGGAUAUUGUUUAGAUAAACAAAACAAAAAACUCUCUCAA
Capsella rubella is the source of this 607-nucleotide messenger RNA. RefSeq lists its product as uncharacterized. The record is from RefSeq and is a predicted model, not a curated record. Bases 136 to 483 code for a protein of 115 amino acids. Lineage: Eukaryota; Viridiplantae; Streptophyta; Magnoliopsida; Brassicales; Brassicaceae. The transcript is spliced from 3 exons.